GCGCGGCCAAUACGCGCGGGCCUUGCUGAAGGGCGAUGCGGGCGGCGGUGUGGAACGCGCGGGCGGCGCUGCUGUACUCGCUGGGCGGAUGGACGUUGCUGGGGGCCAUGCUGCACUACAGCUCCACAAGCACCGACACCGAGCGCGCCGCCAGGCCUGAGAAUGAAGAGGAUCCUCAGGCAAACCAAGGACCCCUCAAGGAAGUAUUCACUAGAGAAACAGUUAUAGGAAAAGUGACAACAAUAAUAACAUACAAGGAAGAACAGCCUCCUAUUACGCGACUGCUUCGGCGUGUGAAAUCGUUCUUUGAUUCCAGUGGCAGCCCUCCUUCUAAAGACUGAGUGGUCCAGAAGCUCAGGACUUUGUGCUGGAACUGGAUUGUCUGAGAAAGUCAUUCUGCCACCAGGCCAUUGCUGGAAAACUUCUUCUUGCACUGCUGGAAUGACAGCUCCAUUGCUGACAGAACUUGGAAACCAUUUCCUCUGCUCACAUCACUGCUGUUCUUUGCGUGUGCGUUCAGAUUGCCAAACACAAAUGGGAUUCAGCUGGGAGACAACAGUGAAUCCAUAUGCUGCCUGGUGUCUUAAUGCUCUGACCCAGUGGCCAUUCCAGCUUUUUUGUGAUGUUGGCUUCCCAGCUGGUGUGCAGGACAUACCUGGGUGAUCCAGGACGUACCCAGAAUGGCUUCUUUAUGGAUCAGCCCUGAAAUCGAUGCUUUAAGACCUAUAAGGAAAUGGGAAGAAAUGUAGUUUAAUCUUUGGGGUAUGAGAGUUGUUAAUUGUGCUUCAAAUAAAAGGUGAAUUGCAAGUACAGAAAUGCUACUGCAAGCUGA
Messenger RNA from Cuculus canorus (common cuckoo), 832 nucleotides. It is a transcript of the gene SMIM26, whose product is annotated as small integral membrane protein 26. The record is from RefSeq and is a predicted model, not a curated record. The coding region runs from base 36 to 341 and encodes 101 amino acids. Gene Ontology annotation, cellular component: mitochondrion. Lineage: Eukaryota; Metazoa; Chordata; Aves; Cuculiformes; Cuculidae. The transcript is spliced from 2 exons.